AUGAAUAAGAAAAAGGUUAUAACAUUUGGGAAAAUCACCAAGGAUUUAAAUCAGCCUCCUCAGAGUACAGAAAAUAUAAGCACUGGAUUUGGCACAUUCGGUAAGAAAUUACCAGAAACAAAUGUAAUUAAAAUGAAUGAAAUCAGACCAGAAGAUGAAGAAGAGACUCAGAAUCUAAAGGAGGUUAUGGGUAUAACGGGUUUUGGUAAAAAGGCUAAAUCAUUUGAUGUACAAGAAAUGUUAGAGAACAUUACAAAAACCAUUCAUAGUACUAAAGUUGCUGCCACUGAGAAAGAUAAGGACUCAUCAGAAAUUAUUGAUAAAUCCUCAGAAGAAGAAUCUACAAAUACCCAUAAAGAUGACAGUGAUGAUGAUGAUGAUGAUGAUGAAAGUUUCAUUGGACCUCCACUACCUUCUGAUCUCCAAGGUACAUCAGGCUCAGCAAAAAUAUCAAAAUCAAAAGAAAAUGAAAACGAUAGUGACGAGGAUGAUGAUGAAUCUGACACAGAAGAAUCACAAUUGAGAGAUAAAAUUCCAUGUACUCACGAAGUCACAAUGACUCAUGGCACAAAGGCAGUGACUGCUAUUGCAGCAGAUCCAUCCGGAGCAAGAUUAGCAUCUGGUUCCAUUGAUUACGAUCUUUGUUUCUGGGAUUUUGCUGGUAUGGACUCAACCAUGAAGAGUUUUAGGACAUUACAACCUUGUGAAAACCAUCCUAUCAAAUGUUUACAAUACUCUAUGACUGGUGAUGUUAUACUAGUUAUUUCAGGCUCUGCACAAGCAAAAGUUUUAGAUCGGGAUGGUUUUGAAAAGUGUGAAACAGUCAAAGGAGAUCAGUACAUAACAGACAUGGCACGCACAAAAGGUCACACAGCAGGAUUAAAUUGCGGGAGUUGGCAUCCAUUUACAAAAGAGGAAUAUUUAACCUGUUCGCAAGACAGCACCUGUAGGAUAUGGAUUUUGUACAGACCACGUGCUCACAAGUAUCUAAUAAAAUGCAGAGCGCAAAAUGGAGUCAAAACCAUACCAACUACGUGCGCCUAUAGCCGUGAAGGCACAGUAGUCGCUUGCGGUUGCGUAGACGGCUCUAUACAAAUGUGGGAUCAUAGAAAGAACUUCGUGAAUCCAUCGUUGAUUCAGAGAAACGCGCACGCACAAGGCUCGGAAAUAUCGAGUUUGAGUUUUUCUUAUCUCGGACACAUGUUGGCAACUAGGAGCUGCGACGACACAUUGAAACUUUGGGACUUAAGAUCGUUCAAGUCACCAGUCUUCGAAGCAAAGAAUCUAUAUUCUCGGUACGACACGACUGACUGUAUGUUUAAUCCGGACGAUUCGAUUCUGAUCACAGGAGAAUCCUUGAAUAAAGGUCAAAGCACUGGUAGAGUAUUGUUUUAUGAUACGAAAACUUUUGAGCUGAUUAAUGAAAUAAGUGUAACAAAUUCACACGUUAUUAAAACGUUAUGGCACCCGAAAUUGAAUCAAGUAUUCGUUGGCUGUGGAAAUGGAAUAGUUAAAGUAUACUAUGAUUCGAAGAAGAGCUUGAGAGGUGCAAAAUUAUGUAUCGUAAAGACGCAUCUUAAGCAAAAACACAUUGAGGUGAUGUCAACCCAACAGAUCAUAACACCGCACGCCCUUCCAUUGUUCAGGCAAGACAGACCUAAGUCGGUUCGUAAACAAAUGGAGAAAGAUCGUUUGGAUCCGGUUAAAUCGAGAAGACCUGACUUGCCAAUCACUUCCGGUCAAGGUGGAAGAGUUGCUUCCUCCGGAGGAACCCUUAGUUCUUAUGUAAUUCGAAACUUAGGUCUAAGUAAAAGAAUAGAAGACGAUCAAGACCCUCGAGAGGCAAUCUUGAAAUACGCAAAACAGGCGGAGGAGAAUCCUUAUUGGAUUGCUCCGGCAUAUAAGAAGACUCAACCGACAACAAUUUUCCAAACAGAUGAUCCGGACGGAGCACCAAACGCAAAGAAACCAAAAACUUGA
Molecule: messenger RNA, 1980 nt
Organism: Dufourea novaeangliae
Lineage: Eukaryota; Metazoa; Arthropoda; Insecta; Hymenoptera; Halictidae
Product: gastrulation defective protein 1 homolog
Exons: 1
Coding region: 1-1980 (659 amino acids)
Biological process (GO): regulation of DNA double-strand break processing
Cellular component (GO): nucleus; site of double-strand break
Molecular function (GO): protein binding
Source: RefSeq, a predicted model, not a curated record